AUGGCUAGCCUAAAGAAUCCGGAAGAAGUUUUCGAGGACUACAUGCAAAGGCGCAAGGGCGUCGUGCUCGCCCUCACGCAAGAUGUCGACGACUUUUUCGACCAGUGCAGUCCCGACCGGGAAAAUCUGUGCCUGUACGGGCACUCGGACGGAACGUGGGAGGUCGCUCUCCCGGCGGAGGAGAUCCCGGCGGAGCUGCCCGAACCAACUUUGGGCAUCAACUUCGCUCGAGACGGCAUGAACAGGAAGGACUGGCUGUCCCUGAUCGCCGUGCACAGCGACUGUUGGCUGAUGGCCGUAGCGACCUUUAAUGCCGCGCGAUUCGAACGGCAAGGGAGGGCCCAGCUCCUCGGGCUCAUCAACGGCGUCCCCACCGUCUACGAGUGCGUCACGGGCAAGGUCGGCAAGCACGACGGCCUCGCGGGCACCAAGCGCGGGCGCGGGCAGGCGGGCGUGGACGACUUUGGCGAGGACGGCGGCGGGGGCGAGGCGGAGGGCGACCCGUGCCCGAUCUCGCGACGAAGCUACAGGCCGGGGGAGUUCUGGAUCGCGUGCGACAAGUGCGACCGGUGGUUCUACGGGAAGGCGGUGAACAUGACGCCGUCGCGGGCGGAGCAGGCCAAGACGUGGAAGUGCCCGUUCUGCGAAAAGGCGGCCGGGAAGCGCACGUAG
This is a messenger RNA of Pedinophyceae sp. YPF-701, 672 nucleotides long. Lineage: Eukaryota; Viridiplantae; Chlorophyta; Pedinophyceae. The record is from the annotation of a GenBank genome assembly.